This is a messenger RNA of Brassica rapa (field mustard), 2029 nucleotides long. RefSeq lists its product as uncharacterized. Gene Ontology annotation, molecular function: zinc ion binding. Lineage: Eukaryota; Viridiplantae; Streptophyta; Magnoliopsida; Brassicales; Brassicaceae. The record is from RefSeq and is a predicted model, not a curated record.
UCUGUUUGAUGAUACUAGCUAUGCCGCAGCAGAGAUUCCAGACAUGGAUUUAGAUGAGAGAGAUGGAAGGAUACAUGUUGGGAAGGUUUUUGGUAACAAAAAAGAUUGUCAGAUAUCGUUGGCGAUAUAUGCAAUCAAAAGCCAAUUCCAUUUUAAACAAACAAGAACAAAGGUUGAUUCUUUUGUUGUGGAAUGUCCAGAUGAACACUGUGACUGGAGAGUUACAGCUCAUGAGAUCAGGGUGUGUGGUUAUUAUGAGAUAAGGAAAGCUCAACUUGAUCAUAGUUGUCCCAUCGAGUCAAGGCAGGGGUAUAAGAGCAAAGCUACUUCGCGGGUUAUUGCGGCAGUUUACAAAGCUAAGUUUGGGGAACCUGGUAAAGGACCAGUGCCUGCGGAAUUACAGAGGCUAGUGCUCGAGGAUCUUCGAGGGACUGCAUCGUACAUGAAGUGCUAUAGGGCGAAAGAGAAAGUUAUCAUGGACAUUCGUGGAUCAGAAGAAGACUCCUACUUGAAGCUGCCAGAGUAUUUGCACAUGUUAAAACUUGCAAAUCCUGGCACGGUUGCUGAUCUGGAGACUGAGGUGGAUGAGGAUGGAGAUGAGCGAUUUCUUUAUAUGUUCCUUGCGUUUGGGGCGUCCAUAGAUGGGUUUAAAAAGCUGCGUCGUGUGCUGGUGAUAGAUGGUACACACUUAGGAGGGAAGUACAAGGGGGUGCUGUUGACUGCAAGUGGACAAGAUGCAAACUUUCAGAUCUUUCCUCUUGCUUACGCUAUUGUGGACAGUGAAGAUACAGAAGCGUGGACAUGGUUUCUACAAAAGGUUGAGCGUAUAUUGGCUGAUUCCCCAAGUCUUGCCAUUAUAUCUGAUCGUGCAACAUCAAUUUCUAAUGCUGUGAAACGUGUCUAUCCAUCUGCUCAACAUGAGGCGUGCAUUGUCCACUCAGCAAGGAACGUUAACUCCCGCUACUCGAGCAAGAACUUGGCAAAGAUGGUGACUGCUGCUGCAACUGCAUACAGACAACGGGACUACAGGGAGCUGUACGCUAAGGUCAGAGCAACUAACAGUGCAUGCGGAGUUUAUUUGGGGAAUAUCGGUGUGGCUCAUUGGUCGCGGUCGAACUUUGCGGGUGAGCGCUAUAAUAUCAUGACUAGCAAUAUAGCUGAGCAGCUUAACAACGCUUUGAGGGAAGGGAUGACGUCACCAAUAAUGGAGUUGGUGAUAUUCAUUCAAAGGAUGAUGACAAGGUGGUUCUGUGCUAGGAGAAAGAAAGCAGAGAAGCAUAGGGGGGUUGUUAGCGUGGAAGUUGAUAAAGAGAUGACCUCUAAUAUGGCAACAAUGAAGGGUAGUAAAGUGAACUCUGUCUCGAAUUGGACUUGUGAAAUUGUGGGAAAAUUUGGAGGAAAGGAGCGUGUGAUGCUUGCUGAGAAGCAAUGUAGCUGCAAGUAUUUUGAUAAAAUAAAAAUACCUUGUGGCCAUGCUAUGAUAGCUGCUGACAGUUUGGGAGUGACUUAUGAAACAUUGGUGGGUCACUGGUACAAGACUUCGACUUGGAGGGAGACAUAUGGUGGGAUAAUUAAUCCAGAGGGAGAUCCUAGGGAUGUUGAUGUUCCGGAACACGUUAAGAAUAUGGUGUUAAUGCCGCCCUUGACGACGAGGCCAGCUGGGCGUCGUAGGAAGAACAGGAUUCCUUCAACUGGUGAAUUUCCGGUUGCGAAGAAGACAAAGCUGGUUCCAAAUAAGUGUGGGAGGUGUCGUUGUGAAGGGCACAACAGGACCCGUUGCACAAACCCAAUAUAGAGAUUGAGGCAGUGGGAGGGAGUUUUUGUUCGAAGUCAUUACUUGGCUAGCACAUUAUCGUAUGAAUAAGUUUUUGAAUAAGAAACGAACUUGAUCAUGUAGUGUUAUGAGUGGUUUUGUGACAUUUGAGUUGGAGAAGUAUUAUGGUUUGAGUUGUUAAGUGGUAAAGACUAUUACUUUGCUAUUGUAUUUGAGAGGAUAAUUGUGUUUGCAUUGAUUAAGGUUUAUUUGGUA